Molecule: messenger RNA, 417 nt
Organism: Danaus chrysippus (African queen)
Lineage: Eukaryota; Metazoa; Arthropoda; Insecta; Lepidoptera; Nymphalidae
Source: the annotation of a GenBank genome assembly
AUGAAUAUAGAUUUCGAGGCUAUGGCUGUUUUAGAGGAGGAAUCACAAAACGAGUCGCUUGGCGUGUUCGGCUCGUCAGGGGCGGGCGUGGUGACGGGCGAGCGGCGUGAGAGCGGCAAGCGUGGUCGCAGGCCGGGCAGGAAGGCUCAGCUAGACAAACAGGACAUGAAGGCUAAACUGGUUGCCACAUCAGAACGCAGUCGUCAGUCAGCUCGGGAGUGCAGAGCUCGUAAGAAGCUCCGCUACCAGUACCUCGAGGAGUUGGUCGCUGAUAGAGAGAGGUCGGUACUGGCGCUGAGGAAGGAACUUGAUAAGUACUAUAAAUGGAAUCUGGAAUUGGAUCAAGGUCGUAUGCCCGAAGGUUUGGACCUACUGCUCCAAGAGAUGGGCGUGGUGAAAGAGGAGGUCAAGAUAUAA